AUGACUGUUGGCAAAGACGAAGUUUUCGAAGCCACAUAUGCUGUAGCAAUGCACUGUCAAGGUUGCGCUAAUGAUAUCAAAAGUACAUUGGAUAAAUUACCAGAGGAUAAGGAAAUAAAUUUUGAUAUUGAGAAUCAAAUUAUGAGCAUCAAGAGUAAUAUUCCUCCAUCUACAAUUAUUGAGACAUUACAGAAAGAGUGUAAAAAAGAUGCAAUUAUUCGUGGUGCUGGUGGUAGUAAUUCUUCAGCAGUUUGUAUAUUAGAGACCGCUGAAGGUGAUAGUGAUAAUGUAAACACGAAUAAUACCAGAGUAAGAGGUCUAGUUCGUAUGGUUGAAGUAAACGAUGGGAAAAAGACAUUGUUUGACGUAACCUUGAAUGGUGUCAGAUAUCCUGGUCAAUAUACCAUGACUGUGAAUGAAAAUGGUGAUAUUUCUAAAGGUUUUAAGACUGUUGGUGGAAUGAUGCACAAAUUUAACCAGAUGUUGACUUGUAAUGAUGCAAGUGAUAUAUCCAAAGUUGACAAGCUGUACAGUGGUAAAAGCUUUUUCAGCGAAGAUGAUAUACCGAUUUGGAAAUUAAUUGGCCGUAGUAUUACAAUGAAGAGCAAUACCAAUCCAGAAUAUGGUGUAUUAGGUGUAAUAGCACGUAGUGCAGGAGUAUGGGAAAAUGACAAACAAGUAUGUGCAUGUAGUGGUAAGACUGUUUGGCAAGAACGUCAAGAUGCUCAUGAACAUAAUAUUCAUUUCUAG
Vanderwaltozyma polyspora DSM 70294 is the source of this 750-nucleotide messenger RNA. RefSeq names its product copper chaperone CCS1 (gene CCS1). Gene Ontology annotation, cellular component: cytoplasm. Gene Ontology annotation, molecular function: copper ion binding; superoxide dismutase copper chaperone activity. Bases 1 to 750 code for a protein of 249 amino acids. The record is from RefSeq and is a predicted model, not a curated record. The transcript has a single exon. Gene Ontology annotation, biological process: removal of superoxide radicals. NCBI's taxonomy places the organism in Eukaryota, Fungi, Ascomycota, Saccharomycetes, Saccharomycetales, Saccharomycetaceae.